This is a messenger RNA of Agrilus planipennis (emerald ash borer), 3221 nucleotides long. RefSeq names its product IQ and ubiquitin-like domain-containing protein. The transcript has 2 exons. Bases 862 to 2988 code for a protein of 708 amino acids. The record is from RefSeq and is a predicted model, not a curated record. NCBI's taxonomy places the organism in Eukaryota, Metazoa, Arthropoda, Insecta, Coleoptera, Buprestidae. Gene Ontology annotation, cellular component: motile cilium; acrosomal vesicle. Gene Ontology annotation, biological process: cilium assembly. Gene Ontology annotation, molecular function: protein binding.
ACGAACAUUACAAUAGAUAACCUAGGUAGGGUUAUGUAUUCAAUAAGAUUAGCAUCUCCGAAUAUGUAUGGAUUAAAAAGUAGUGGUGACAGUGUGCAUCCUUGUGUAACUCCCUUCCUAUUGUGUUAUGAAAGAAAUUUUAUAUGAAUUUAUUUGCAAAAAUUGCUACGCCAACUUAUUUUUGAAUAAAUUAUUAUUAUGUGAAACACGUUGAUAUUUAAUGAUGGUUAAUAUCAAAUAUUAAUGUGAAAAUUCAUUUUCAAUUUUUUACCCAUUUGAAAGUUACCUCAAGUUAAUGAGGAAAAAUUUGUUGCUGUUGUCUUAACUUGCGGUAAUUUAUGUUGGGUAAAAAAUUGAAAAUUAAUUUUCACAUUAAUAUUUAAAUGAAAUAAAUGAAAACGUUUUCAACCAAUUUGGAACCGUCAAGAGUUUUGCAAUUGCUUUAACUCAACGAAUGCGUGAUAAUAAUAAAGAUAAUAGUCGGAGUAUAGGGUCUUCAUGAAUAAACUUUUCAGAACGUUUCAAAUUUGUUGAAAAAUGUACAACCCUAGGUAGAGCUUUCUAGAAGUUCUUUGAUGUAACGAAGUCUGAAAUUUCCCGUUUUAAUUCCCUAAUUUCCCAACCAGAUGCAUACUUUAAUAUUGAUCAAGCUCGUUCCAGUUUUGGCUGAUUUACGAUACUUUAAUUUCGUUCAGUUCGUAUCAGUCCAGUCGUUACUAUAACGUGAAUAACAAGAAUAUCGAUUCUCGCAGCCAUAACGGUAUAAAUAUCGCUUAGCGACGUUUUCGCUGACAUUUCUAUGACACUCUCGUUGAGGAUACUCUGAAAUCUUGUGAUUUAUUAAUUAUUAAAAGUCUCACCAUGAACGAGAUUCGGACAGAUUUUAAAUUGCGGAGAGAAUUGGACAAAAUGUGCAGAGUAGUGUUCCACUCCACUGAGUCCCUGGAAUACAGCAUAGAAGACGAAAGUUUGGACAUGAUAACGGUCAAAUUUACUACAGUGGAUGACAACUUCUUCACCCAGUCGUACUCGUCAAAAUUAACAAUCGCUAAUGUUAAAGUGAUCUUGGGUAGAGUGUUUUCCGUGCCACCGUUGAUACUCAAGAUAUUGGACAGCGACGAAAAUGACAUAUCCGAUGAGAAACCGCUCUACACCUUUGACGUAGAACUUUAUGGUAAAGUGGAAUUGUUUCUACUAUCUACAGAUCCAGACCGGAAGAUUUUAGCCGAGAAUGCGUAUAAAGAUUUGGUUCCUGUGGAUGUUAUAACUGUCAGAGUAGAAGAUCCAUGUUAUCCAGAAAAAUACAGAGAGCUUAUUGUCGAAAUUGAAGACAGGCGCAUAAAGAAACCGUUCCUUGGAGGGUUCGUCAAUACCCAAACUCAUUUAGAAUACCACAAUGGUUAUUCUCAAACUGGCCCGCCCAAACCAAAAGUGCCCCCGUGGAUGAAGAACCAUAGGGACACUCAGACCUAUUUCUACAGGAGCAGGAUGUACGAUGCCCAUUACGAAAGAGCCCAACAGAUGGCUAAUGAGAACACUUGGAUUCCAAAUGUAAACGAUAAGAUAAUGCAGGCCGGUCCAUAUGAAACCGCUGAGGAACGCGAGAAAAGAAUCGAUUUACCAGAAAAAAUUCGGAGAAUACAGAGAUAUUUUAGGGCUUGGAAAAUGAGAAAAGCACUCCGAGCUCUCUCUGAUGAAUAUAAGAAACGGAUUCGUCUGGAAAAAGAGUAUGAGGAGUUUCUGAUAAGGGAAGAUGCGGAAAGGAGAAGGCGAGAAUUAAUUGCCAAAGUGUUUCCAAGAACGAAAGAAGAUUUUCGUAUGUUGCAUGCUAUGGUUCACAGGUGGAAAUUGGCAGAAAUACGAAAAAUUUGUGAAAAUUUUUCGGGCCCAGCAAAAAUAUCUGAAUUCUACAUACUUCUCGAGAAAGAAAUCCAAUUGUUAAACACAAUUGACAAACAGAGGCAAAAGAUGAAAGAAGAUUAUGAAAUGAAAAAAGAAGAGGAAUUUUUCCUAACAAUAGGGACACCUUUGGAAUGGAAUAGCAACUACAGGAAUCUCUAUGUGCAAAUGGAUACCUUAGAAACCCAGAAAGCUCGUCAGUACCAUGAUCUGUUCCGAACACUUCGUGACCAUGAUUUGUGCAAGGAACGUCGCCUGAACGCCUUAUUCAACGUCAAAAAGCAACUACAAGACCAGGAUCAUAACUGCCAACUGUCAAACGAAAUAGUUGAACUGAUAGAUCGAUGUUGCGUAUUGAUUUCUCGAGGAUUUGAAUAUAAACAACUGGAAAUGCUCCAAAAAAGAAUUGAACAUCUCCUCAUGAAACACUUAAACCAACGUGAAUGCAACGAGGGUAUAACAAACCGCUUGGUGAGAGUUAAAGAAAAGGUGAUGCACCAGGAUUUAUUCCUCUGUCAGAGAUGCCAGAAACUGAAAAGCCACAACGAAUUCCCGAUCGAUUCCCGUACCAAACUCCUCCGUAUCUGCAACUCGUGCAUAUGGAUUGACAAGGUGCAACAACCGCCAAUCAACAUGGCCCCAUACGCCUACAUCCUGAAGUGCAUCAGAAGAGAAGAAAGAAGAAAAGGAGCUCAAUCAUCUGUGGCUUUCGUCUUAGGCAACGAAGACAUCCAGUACAUCGUGGAUCACAUAUGGCACGGACACUCAGCGCUCAGUGAAUGUGACGAUAUCCAUGCCCUUCGGCUGGCACGUUGGGAGAAAGACAAGGAAUGGUCGCCUUGGAAUUGUGUCUUAUUGACAACCGAAGAAAUUAGGAAUCACAAUCAACUGGAAAAAUUCGAGGGUGCAUACGAAUACGAGUUUAUUGAAAAGGUUCAGCAUAAGCAUUUGGACGGCAAGGUGUAUUUCAAGAAAGCAUACAAAUACGGAAAUACUGUUAAGUAUGGGGUUGAUUGGAGCAAGAUUGAGGGGCACAUUGAUUUCGUUGCUGUUAACAGUAAAGUGAGGAUACCUCCCACAUGUCAUUAAAUUUAAUGCCAUGUGAUUAAAUUGUAUGCAAAUCAGUCCAGAAACCGAAAUGUAGUAAUGAUUUCAAACAUUAAAAUCAAUUUCACCAAUAAAGUUGUAUUUGUUCUUGUUAAUCUCAGUUAUUUGGGAGUUUGUGUUUUUUUUAUAUAGAAACAGAAUAUUUUAGGUAUAGAUUGGCUGUAUUGAAGAGAUAGUCAGAGACAUAUUAGAAGUAGAAAUAGGAGUUAAGAGGA